AAAAACAAUAGUAAUGUUUAAACACAUUGUUUUGUAUUUACUAUUAGUUUAUUAUUAAUUAAUUGAUUGAUUGCUAUCACGGGUUUUGAUUGUUGACCACUACUACUACUACUACUAGUUAGGCCGCGCGGCUUUCCCGCGAUUGCUGACCACCAAUCAGAUUGUAGAGAGACAUCAGUGUCUGACAACUACCUAAUCGAUGGCCCGAUUUUCCGACUCUGAAUCAUCUGAUUCAGAAUCGGACGACAACGGAAACUUUAAGCGACGGUCGCACCGAUUGGACGACGACGACGAUGAUGAUGAUGACGCCGACGAUAAUUACUAUGGCCUUCCCGCUGAACCGACACGGAUGGACAUUGUCGAUGACAAUGAUUAUGGAGGAGGAGGUCCAGAACCCGGCGAAUUGUCCGAUGAUAACGACAUUGUCGCCGCCACUGCCACCACUACCACCGUCGCCGCCGCCUCAGCUAACAACCACAUCGGUGUUAGCGGACAGUUAGCGUCCAUUGAUAAUGCACUGGCGUCACGAUUAAAGCCACCGCCGCAGCCACAGCCAAGAGAUCCGCGAUUGAUGCGCGCAUCUGCGGCAGUGUCGUCGUCGUCGUUGACCACAAAUGUUGAACUGGCACGCGAUCCACGCAAACGGUCGACGAUUGUAGCUGUCGUUGAUGGUGACGGCGGCGGCGGCAACAUUCACAAUAAAGUGGCCGCUGAUGAACCUCUAGGCGAUGAUCGUAAUGAUGAUGAUAUCAAUGACAGGACUGCCGCCGCCGCCGAUGAUGAUAAAGAAACCGAAGAAGAAAGAUUUGCCAAACGACUGAAAAAGUUUGAAAGACUCGACACCAACACAACCAUCGGCGGCGGUGGCGGAGAUAUCGCCGAUAACUACAAGUUGUCGUCGGUUUCCAAACAGCCGCUUCGCGAACGAGUACGCAAACUGUUGAACGAAAGGAAACCAAUGAUGGCAUUCAAAGAGAUUAAAGACGAAAUUUCGAUUACAGAUAUACCGAAAUUUAAGGACACAUUCGUCCAUAUUGUUAAAGACUGGUUUCCGGCCAUUAUUGACGAUGCAUUGGAUCCGCGCAGUGUAUUCAUUGAUACCAAUCAUGUAAAUCAAUUUCAGAAUCUCCUUAAAGACAUUUUCGGACUCAAAGUCAAACAAAAGGAUGUCUGGGAGGCCGUCAUCUUAGGAAUCGAUAAGUUUAUUAUCGAAUCGCGCAUCAGUUCUGUGCCACUAUUGCUGACCAAACUUCGGUGGGUAUUAGUACGCGACAUACGCGAGUAUCUUAUCUCCGAAGACAUACGUAUCAGUAUUAAAGCGUCCAAUGUUUUAGUUGAUCAUCGCAUCCAAUUGCAGGCCAAACGUGAGGCUCAUCGGCGAAAUUUUGAACUUACAAAUGCCGCCGGUGGUCGACAGGUACCGGUGGCCACCAUAACGCCGACACCGGCAGUGAUCAACAACAACCCUGUGCCUAAAUCGUCGUCGCUGUUCUCCGAUAUGAUACCAUUAUCGCGACCAAAGCCAUCGACAGCAGCAGCAGCAACAAUGAAUCCUAUUAGCAUCACUGGUAUGCCACCUGUUGUUCAGCCAACAGUCCUAUCGGGUGGUUGUACGGCGGCGUCAUCCGACUAUCAAUGGUCGCCGACAAAAAUGUUUGAUACGGCAUCGGCCAGCGAAGCCAUGACGGUAAUGCCCGACGAUGAUGAGUGCGAUACAUACGGUGGUGGCAGCGGCGGUGGCGGCAAUAAUAUGGAUGGCGACAGUAAGAUAAUCGUACAGAUCUUGAAUCACAUCAAAAUGGAUCAAUACAUGCGAUUGGUUCAUAUGCUUAUCAGGCAUACCACUGGUUCUUCAUCGUCGUCGUCGAAAUUUAUCGAAGACUUUGGACGAGCCAUAAAACUAUUUGCCAGCAGUUAUCCAAACCAUAGCAUGUAUAACAUGUUCAACAAACUGCACGAUCUGAUCAAAGUAAAUAAGUCACAGUUUACUAAUGAAUCGGCGCUCAGGUCGGCAAUGGCCAGCUUACUGGUCGAGUUUGCCGAAAUUACCGAAUUUAAGACUAAAGAGUGGAUACUCAUACGCGACCUGACCAUCAAUAACUGUGGCCUAAUACCGGCCGAUAGGAAUCCGUUUAACGAACAAAUAGUACCGAUCAAACACAACAUUGACUGUCACAUACCGUAUCGGUUACCGGAUACGGGCGGCCGGCCUGUACUCAAAUACGAUGACGCACCCGAUCGUGACAUACCAUUGAUAUCCAAGGAUCAUAUGAUAGAUCCCAGAGUUGAACUACAGUGCGAACGUGUGAUCAAAGUAGACAUUCCCGAAGGUACACCCGAUAUGCCGUCGCGAUCGACGCCUCAGUACUCGACACUGUUUUCUCCAUUACAGUCACCGAUUAAUCUGGUCUCACCGUCAGCGUCGCCGGUUCGACGGACAAAAAUCAAUACCAAAUCAUCCAACACAACAAUUAUGACAACAACGCCGACUAAAUCACGGGCCCGAAAAAGUUUUCCGUCGCCUGGAACUAAAGCACCACUUGUCGCCACCAAUAGGAGACCUAAAAUGCCAAUUAAGGCGCCGACGACGUCGUUGUCGAAGAAGAAGCCGUUUGCAGGGCCGCCGCGGCCAUCGACAACAGCUAUUACUAAGUCGUCAUCAAUAAUAAAGACUACCAAAGCACCGAUUAGGGCGCCCACUGGCGCUAAAUCACUGGCCAAAUCACAAUCAACUCCUGCUGCUGCUGCGGUCACAACUAUCAGCAAUAAUAAUAAUAAUAAUAACAAUAAGAUAGCGCGUAAAACGGCUAUCACUGACCCCAACAGGUCAACAACAACAACAAAAACAGGCAAACUAUCGGCGCUUCCAACAAAAACAGCAGCCACUGUCGUCGCCACCGCCACCACUACUACUGACCCCGUCCAGGCCGUCGUAACCAAAAAGCCAAUUAUAGCGCCCACUAAACCAGUACAUCCGCCGCAGCCAGUGAUAGUCAACGAUCCGCGGCUGACACGUACAAAGWCGCCGAUAACUACCGGUACUAUCAGGAAAAUCGGUGGCAAAUAUUCGCAACAAGAAUUGAAAAGUAUUACCCGUAAAGUUGUCCUCUCGUCGUCGUCGUCGUCCUCCGAUGAUAAUGAUGAUGAAGACGGUUCCUCCUGAGACACCACACCAUCUCCCCUAACCUAACGUCUCAUCCCUGACCUGUGUUAGUCCCACACUAUAUCGGGCAUACAUUUAUUUUUAAAAAUAC
Oppia nitens is the source of this 3254-nucleotide messenger RNA. RefSeq lists its product as uncharacterized. NCBI's taxonomy places the organism in Eukaryota, Metazoa, Arthropoda, Arachnida, Sarcoptiformes, Oppiidae. The transcript is spliced from 4 exons. The coding region runs from base 200 to 3163 and encodes 987 amino acids. The record is from RefSeq and is a predicted model, not a curated record.